AUGGCAUCUACCCCAGCACACCUGGAGCCCUCCAAGCUCGGGACAAAAGAAUACUGGUCAUCCCUCUACACAACCGAACUCACAAACAACGCUCAGAACCCUGAAGACCGCGGCACAGUCUGGUUCGACGACUCGGACGCCGAGUCAAAGCUCCUGACCUACCUCGAGGACCUCACCGAGUCCGCCCCCUUUGACCACUCCCUCCGCCAAGCCGACGCCACCUUUCUCGACCUCGGCUGCGGCAACGGCUCCCUCCUCUUCGCCCUCCGCGACGAGGGCUGGGCCGGCCGCGCCCUCGGCGUCGACUACGCCCCGCAGAGCGUCGAGCUGGCGCGCCGCAUCGCGGCGCAGAGACAGCAAGCUGCCGCCAAGGAGGAUGAGGACAUGUCCGACGCACCCGCCGGGGACGAAGACGACGAGGCAGACGCCAGAGAGCCAGAAUUCGAAGAGUGGGAUGUACUAAACGGACCCUGGGAAACCGUGCUCAACGGAUCCCAAAAAGACGGUUGGGACGUCGUCCUCGACAAGGGCACCUUUGACGCAAUCUGCCUCAGCGACGAAAAGGACGCGCAAGGCAGGCGCAUCUGCGAGGGAUACAGAGGCCGCGCGCUCCGCCUCGUCAAGCCCGGCGGCCUGCUUCUCAUCACGAGCUGUAACUGGACAGAGGAGGAGCUCAGGAAGUGGUUCGAGGGCCCUUCGAAUGAGGGAGAUGCGGGCAAGUUUGUUGCUGUGGGCAAGGUGGAUUAUCCUAGCUUCACCUUUGGCGGCGCCAAAGGCCAGACCAUCAGCAGUUUGUGCUUCCAGAGGCAGGCAUAG
Molecule: messenger RNA, 816 nt
Organism: Colletotrichum paranaense
Lineage: Eukaryota; Fungi; Ascomycota; Sordariomycetes; Glomerellales; Glomerellaceae
Product: S-adenosylmethionine-dependent methyltransferase
Exons: 2
Coding region: 1-816 (271 amino acids)
Cellular component (GO): cytoplasm
Molecular function (GO): protein-lysine N-methyltransferase activity
Source: RefSeq, a predicted model, not a curated record